AUUUUCUGUAAUUUUAUUUGAAUAUAUUAUAUAUUUUACUAUAUAUUAUCUGACCGUCACUAUAAAAAUGUGACAUUGUUUUGUUUUAGUUUAUGUGAGAAUCACACUCGUAGUGAUUACCAUUGGUGAUUACAUACUCUUUGCACAAUAACAGAAACAACCUCAAAGAAGAGUAACUUGUUGUUUGUUUAUGAAGAAGAGUAGCCUGUUUUACAAUUAUUUUCACAUUUACAGGCUUCCUAAGUACUAACUAAACUAUGUAUCUUCAACUGUGAGCUGCACUGUGUGUAAUAAACAGAACUUAAAAAACACUAGAGAGACUGCUAAAUAAUCAAGUGAACUGCUCACUUAACAGUAAAUCGUAGUAAAAUGGAGUUUAAUGCAACUAAAAAGGCAGUGCCGAGGAGUGCAGGGCCAUCAAAAGCACAGUUCUGCAUGAUUUGUCUGGACACCAGUAAGGAUUGUAAACUGUACCCAGUCAACAAAUAUAACUUGGAUAUAGAAUUUGAAAACUUGACUGGGAUUUCCCUUCAGGGCAAGCUGUACUUUGUUCCGCAGUUCUGCACAAUAUGUGCUCAGAGACUCAGCAACUGCAGCAAGCUCCGAGACAAGUGUCUGAGAGCAUAUCAUUUGCUACUGGGAUUGGUGGAAAUUAAUAAAUUGUUAACAACACAGAACAUAAAAACACUAAACAGAUCAAACAAUCUAACAUCAAGCAUGGGCAAGAGAUCAUUCCAACCAGACCACUGUGACUUGUAUCUGAUACACCAAGAACAAGAGCCAGAAGUACCAGAAAUACCACAUAGUGAAACAAUAAAAAUCGAAGUGAAAUUACUUGAUACAAAACUUAUACUGAAUCCAAAUCCCAAGAAUGAAAACAAUCUUGAAGAACAAGUUGCAGAAAUGAAUGAACCUAAAACAGAAAAAAUGGAUAAUAUCAUUAGUGACGUUGAAUUUGUAGACGAGAUCAACGAUAUUGUACAAAGUGAUACUGACAUUGAUAUUGACACACAUAGUGAUAAAAGAAUCAAGGAUAAAGUGGACAAGUUUAUGAACGAUGUAAUGAACGACACGGACAACGAUUGGGACUUUUUGAAGGACAGCUUUAGUGAUACUGAUUCAGAUUCUGGAGCUGUCAAUAAAGCCAUCACUGUAAAUGCUAAAGCAACUACACAUGAAAUUAAAGAAAACAAUAAAAGACUUAAACGCAAGCUCGUUAGAAGGAAAGCGAUAGAUCCUGCGACCCUGGAGUAUUUAAAGCAGUACAAAAUAACGGAAUUAACCCCUGAAGAACAGUUGGCUGAUAUACAGAAGAGAAAAGAUAAGGAGAAUUUCAAAAAUUCACCGUACAAAUGUAUGACGUGCUUCAAAGGAGCGUUGAAUAUAGAUACUUACAAUGCACAUAUGGAAAGACAUACUGAUAAAUAUGGGAAAUCCAUAUGCUCGGUUUGCGGACUUCACUUCAAAAGUAACAAAGCAGUGCGAAGCCACGUGAUAAACACUCAUAGCGUGAGAUAUAGUUGCAACACCUGUCCCUUGGUCACUAACCAUAAAGUAGUGGCCAAGAAUCACGCGGGGUGGCACAAAGGGACCACCUACAAGUGUCUACAUUGUCCUGAGGAGCUACAUUCAAAGACCGCCUACUUCUCCCACCUGCGCAUAGCUCACCCCACAGACGUAGUGUGCACUCUGUGUGGAUUCUCCUUUAUCAAUGAGCGAGGGCUCGGUGUGCAUCUCAACUUAAAACACCACGGUGCAAAUUUGCAGGACGUAGACGGUCCGCUGUGUGAGGAGUGCAACAUUCGCUUCGCGUCUGUGACGGCGUAUCGUCAGCAUAUGGAGGUCUCGUUCAAACAUGCCACAGGAGGGCGUCCCAAACGCAACACUCCAAAACAAAAGCCGGAGAAUGCUAAUUACAACAAGCGGUACCAGAUGUACAAACACAAGCCUGUGUUGACCUGCGAAGAGUGCGGCAUGCAAAUGGAAGGUUACCGUUCCUACUACCGUCACUUCCGCUUCAGUCACCCGGGCAAGACGCGCAGCCAGUUUCCAGUUAACUACGCGCCCUGUCUGUGCGAGCAGUGCGGCAAAUCCUUCACGAACCGUUACCUGCUGAAAGAUCACAUGCUGCAGCACUCGGGCAAGAAGGAGUUCCAGUGUGACGUGUGCAAGAAGUCGUUCUUCCUCAAGUUCCACCUGGUGACGCAUCUGAAGACGCACAGCGAGGACCAGCCCACCUACGAGUGCCCCGUGUGCCAGAAGAAGUUCGUUAACAAGGCCAAUUGCAACAGGCAUAUAUGGACGCACAAGGACCACAAGCCCCACAAAUGCCAGGCGUGCGACAAGACGUACGUGAACUCGUCCACGCUGCGCUCGCACGUGGAGCACGUGCACCUCAAGAAGCCGUACCCUAAGAAGAGCCGCGGGCCCCGGCUGCGCGCCAGCCGCGCGAGGCACACCAAGGAGGCCGUGUGUGGCACCAUAUGGCCUAAGCCGGAGCACGCUAGCACGGGCGUCGUGGCGGAGUUUCCUGACUGAAGGGAUUUAUGUCCUUGCGUUUCUGUGACGCAGGUCCAACUCUGUUGUUAGUUAUGGAGGUAGGUAUGUACAGUGCACGGCAGGAAAUAUCGUACAUCGACCUUUAAAAAGAGAUAGCGGUUUCGUAGAGCGUUGUCUCUGUCGUUGAGACCGACAAAACGUCACAUAUGUAUGAGUGACAGAGUA
Molecule: messenger RNA, 2724 nt
Organism: Maniola jurtina (meadow brown)
Lineage: Eukaryota; Metazoa; Arthropoda; Insecta; Lepidoptera; Nymphalidae
Product: zinc finger protein 99-like
Exons: 14
Coding region: 370-2538 (722 amino acids)
Biological process (GO): regulation of transcription by RNA polymerase II
Cellular component (GO): nucleus
Molecular function (GO): RNA polymerase II cis-regulatory region sequence-specific DNA binding; zinc ion binding; DNA-binding transcription factor activity, RNA polymerase II-specific
Source: RefSeq, a predicted model, not a curated record